Molecule: messenger RNA, 1073 nt
Organism: Carya illinoinensis
Lineage: Eukaryota; Viridiplantae; Streptophyta; Magnoliopsida; Fagales; Juglandaceae
Product: transmembrane emp24 domain-containing protein p24beta2-like
Exons: 5
Coding region: 163-795 (210 amino acids)
Biological process (GO): intracellular protein transport; Golgi organization; endoplasmic reticulum to Golgi vesicle-mediated transport
Cellular component (GO): endoplasmic reticulum; Golgi apparatus; endoplasmic reticulum-Golgi intermediate compartment
Source: RefSeq, a predicted model, not a curated record
UUCCACGUACUUAUUCACGUACAAAAUUAGAACCCGAGCACAAGGAGCUCUUUCCGUCUUUGAUAAGUUAUCCCAAACUCACGAAGUGCUUAUCAGAUCGUUCAAGUUUGAUACUUUUCUUUUGUCCCUUUUGGGUCUCAAUCAGAUCGUUCAAAUUCCGAGAUGAAAAUUAAUUUACCAAAAUUUGCUAUUGUCCUGCUGGCACUUUUGUCAAGCCUGCAAGUGGUGUUUGGAAUUAGGUUUGUCAUUGACAGGGAAGAGUGCUUCUCUCACAAUAUCCAAUCUGAAGGGGAUACGGUUCAUCUUUCUUUUGUUGUAAUUAAGGUCGACGGUGCUUGGCAUUAUUCUCAAGAUGGUGUAGACCUCGUGGUUAAAGGACCUUCUGGUGGUCAGAUUCAUGAUUUUCGUGACAAGAUAAGUGAGAAGUUCGAGUUUGGGGCUACCAAGGGACUCCACCAUUUUUGCUUUACUAACAAAUCUCCCUAUCAUGAAACAAUAGACUUUGAUGUUCAUGUUAGCCAUUAUACAUACCAUGAUCAGCAUGCCAAAGAUGAGCAUUUUAACCCUUUGUUUGAACAUAUAUCGAAGUUGGAGGAAGCUCUUUACAACAUUCAGUUUGAACAGCAUUGGCUAGAGGCUCAGACUGAACGCCAGGCAAUAGUAAAUGAUGCAAUGAGCCAGCGAGCAGUUCACAAGGCCAUUUUUGAAUCAGCAGCACUCAUUGGUGCGAGUGUUCUCCAAGUUUACCUUCUCCACCGCCUGUUUGAGCGGAAGCUUGGGAUGUCUAGAGUUUAGUUGUGGAAGUCACUUAGGAUGUUUAUCGGUUUGAAAAUUUUGAAACCAGAUUUUUCCUUCAUGUUGUUGGUUUCCCUUUUGUUAUUAAUCCACAGAGAGAGAGAGAGAGAGAGAGAGAGAGAUCAAUUUUCCAAUUCUUUGACGACCAUUCCUUGUGACUGAGGAUGUCGUAGAGGCAUAAAUUAAUGCAUUUCAAUUUUCGGCCCAACCAGGGAUGUUGAUUAGAUUAUGUAAUAAUAAUAAUAAUAAUAUGAGUAUGUCCGCACUGUUUCAGAGAA